Molecule: messenger RNA, 702 nt
Organism: Coffea eugenioides
Lineage: Eukaryota; Viridiplantae; Streptophyta; Magnoliopsida; Gentianales; Rubiaceae
Exons: 3
Coding region: 1-702 (233 amino acids)
Source: RefSeq, a predicted model, not a curated record
AUGGCGGACAAUUUUCUCUUAGCUCAAGAGUUGUUGAGUGAUAUUAAGAAACCCAACCGGGGAGGGAAUGUGUUGCUCAAGUUGGAUAUGAUGAAGGCCUACGACAGGGGGUUUUUCAAGUCCACCCGCGGAUUGCGCCAGGGAGAUCCGAUUUCGCCGGCUUUGUUUGUCAUUGGGGCAGAGUUGGUCAAGAUGGUAGUCGAUGGGUAUUGUUCGCUGUCGGGCCAGCAGGUUAACUGUCAGGAGAGUUGUUUUUUAGUGCACCCCAAGUUGCCUCCGCAACGCCGAGAAAUGAUCGGAUCGGUUACGGGCUUCUUGCACAAGUCGUUUCCAAUCAAAUACCUUGGAUGUCCUUUAUAUAUUGGAAGGAGAAGAGUGCAUUGUUUCGCGGAUAUCUGCAAUGCUGUAACGGCUAGAAUCUUUUCAUGGAAAAAUCGAGUCCUAUCGUCUGGGGGCAAACUGGUAUUGUUAAGAAGCGUGCUGUCCUCAAUGCCGAUCCAUUUGUUAGCAGCAGCAUCAUCACCAAAGGGAGUGUUUGCGUCUCUCGAAAAGGUGAUGGCUGACUUUUUGUGGGGUUCAUCGGAGGUUGGCCCUAGGUUUCAGUGGAUAAGUUGGGGGGAGUUAUGCCGGCCUCCGGAAGCAGGUGGGGUCGGAAUUCGUAGUAUUGCUAAGGUGUAUGAUGCAUUCUCCAUUAAGCUUUGA